Arabidopsis lyrata subsp. lyrata is the source of this 2903-nucleotide messenger RNA. RefSeq names its product nardilysin-like. Lineage: Eukaryota; Viridiplantae; Streptophyta; Magnoliopsida; Brassicales; Brassicaceae. Gene Ontology annotation, cellular component: cytosol. The transcript is spliced from 7 exons. The coding region runs from base 394 to 2046 and encodes 550 amino acids. Gene Ontology annotation, molecular function: metal ion binding. The record is from RefSeq and is a predicted model, not a curated record.
AUGGGCUUAAGGUCUAUGUAUUUAGCUGCGGCGAAGACGUAGAUGACUCAUCGGCUUCGAUGACUGUUCGAGUCGGUUCCUUCGCAGAUCCUCCCGAGAUUCCAGGGCUCGCGCAUGUAAUCGAACACAUGCUUUUUCGCGUUGUAAUCGAACGCAUGUAAUCGAACGCAUGUAAUCGAACACAUUCAAUGAUUUAAAUGUUGUUCUUAAUCUCGUUGUUUUUUCUAAAUUUCAUUUCACUUUAUAUUGCAGCUACAAGAUUAUCUGGCUAAGUAUGAUGGCAAUACUAAUGCCCAUACUGAAUUUGAUCAUACAACAUUCAGCUUUGAAGUCGAUACAGAACACUUUCAUGAUGCUCUUGAUAGGUUUUCCCACCUUUUCAUCAAUCCUCUCAUGGAAACAGAGAGGUUGGAACAUGAGAUCGAUAUCAUAGAUUCUGAAUUUCUCUUGAUCAAGUACAGUGAUGCUGAUCGACUUGAUCAAAUCCUCGCUCACACAUCUUAUGAGGAUCAUCCCUUCAAAUGUUUUUCUUGGGGCAACAGAGUUACUCUCACCAAAGUUCCCCUUGCUUCUCUCCGAAAAUCAGCAUUGGACUUUUUCAAUACUCAUUAUCGAGCUUCUUCAAUGAUCCUUGUGAUUGUCCUAGGAUCAGGAUCAGGCGACGUAGAUAAAAUUCAGUCUUCGGUGACUGAAUUUUUUAGGGAUAUUCCUAAAGGAAUAUCUCCAUAUACACCAGAAAUCAGCCGACCAUGGGACUCGGGUAAAACUUAUUUCCUUCAAUCUGUUGAGAAUAAUCAGAGAGUGAUGAUUACUUGGAGAAUUCCUCGGGAAUCCCAUCAACAAAACAAGGCCGCAAAAUAUGUUAUGCAACUAUUCUCCGAAGGUAAAGAAAUAUUUUUUAUGGUUUGGGAGUUGAUUAUUUUGGUAGGUUUUGAACCAGUCAAGGUGUUCGUUUCUUUUUUUGCAGAGAGAGAAGGAUCCUUGCCCUUCUUUUUGAAGGAAAAAGGAUGGAUUUGGUCGUUGAAGGUUUAUACUGGUGGAAAAAACGGUUUUUCAGCUGAUGAUGAAGACCCCUCAGCUUACUCUUCCACCUCUUUUGGGCAACUGUUUAUACUGGUGUUAGAACUCACCAACGAAGGUUUGGAACAGGAAUAUGUACUCAUUAAUCAUGUAUACGAGUAUCUCGGUUUUCUUAGCCUGAACACUCUUCCUCCAUAUCUCAUGAAAGAACAAAAGGAUUUACAAGAUAUGAGAUUCCGUUUUCUACACAGUGAUGGCCAGUUGAUUGAUUCUUUACUUGGGUUUGCUGAUCGUCUGUCAGCUUACAUACUCUGGUGUGAUGCUAAUCAUGCUUUGAGUCAAUGUUUUUCUGAUCCUACAUGUGAUCAUAGUGAGAUCGAUUUCUUUCUAAAAAAACAUUUUACUCCUGCGAAUAUGAGGAUCUAUUGGCUUGUAAAGACAUUACCGGAAAAAGAAGUUUGUCAAGAUGAACCAUGGUUUGGAACCUCUUACAUGGAAAAGGAAAUUCCCGAAUCUUGUAUCAAGGAUUGGGUGGGUCUCAGAAAUUUUUUUCCGAAGGGAAGUCGCUUUUCUUUCCCUUCUGAAAACUUGUUUAUGCUAUCAAAUGAGAAUCUGUUGGGUAGUGAUGAUGAGGAGCUGCGUCCAUCAAAUGAGAAUCUGUUGGGUAGUGAUGAUGAGGAGCUGCAUCCAUCAAAUGAGAAUCUGUUGGGUAGUGAUGAUGAGGAGCUGCAUGAGGGCGUUGAGAUGGAGUUGCAUGACUCUAGCGAAGAUGGAGAUAGUGAUGGCAUUGACAACACGAUUAAGAUUACGAAGAAUAUCUUCUAUGUCUCUGGUAAUAGCUCCAUUGGGUUAAAUAUAACCCGACCCAAUAAAUUUUUUUGUGAAAGAAUUUUAAAAACGGGUCGGAUAUCCGAUAUACCCGGAAGUAUUUUUACCCACCCGUCGCCAAAGUGUUGCAAAAAUACUAGUAUAGAUAAUCAAAAGCCACUAAUUUGUAACAUCUUAAAUGUUUGGGUCAAAUAUUAAAAAUUUCGAAACAUGAAGGACUACUAAAUGAUUAAUAGAAACAAUAUAAGUAACAUGUUGAUUAAUCUGAGAAGAAGAAGAAGACGGCGAAGAGAAUCCAAACAACGACGGAGCUGAAGCGAAAACCUCUGAACGGAUAUUAUAGAGGUAAACAAUCUGCUGGGAUUCUUCCGCCGGGAGAUCUUUCAUCGGCGUAGAGAAAUGCCGAUCAUCAUCAUCUUCACUAUUACUGCUUCGAUGGAGAUUUGGCUCCGAAAAACUUCGAUUAGUGGGCUUUUGACUAUGUCAGACACAAGUAUCAACUCAUCUCGACCGUUGAUCUCUUCCAAUACAUGAUAUUUAAAAUAAAACUAACUGUUAUAUAUCUUUUUUUAUUUCGGUAUAUACAGUUAAACUAAGAUAUCAAAUUAAUUCUUAAUUUUAAUAACUUACAUAAUUUAAAGAUCCACAUAAAAAGAAUUACGUUUAAAUGUAAAAUAUGAGUUGUUAGAUGACGAUGGAGAGAGCCAAGAAGAGGACGAUAAUGAUAACCAAAAAAUGAGAUUAGAUAUAACAAUUAAGAAGAUGAGGUAGACCAAUAUUAAUUGAAAACCUACUACAAUUAAGAAGAUGAGAGUGCUCCAAAGUUUAAAACGGCAAUAAUAUAUUAUGAAAAAAAUGACAACAACAUCUUUUGAGUUCUAAAGACGAAUGAGUGUUGUAGAUUUCCAGAAUUUUGUUUGGAAAAUAUUAGUAUUCUAUUUUCCCCGCUCCCGAAGUAUUAGGGGGUGUUAUUGGUUUAUGAUUUCAAAAGAUUUUUAGUGACUUAAAGAGUCAUGUAGAAUAUGUUGUUAUUCAAUCAAGAUUUUUUAAAAGUA